Molecule: messenger RNA, 876 nt
Organism: Penicillium subrubescens
Lineage: Eukaryota; Fungi; Ascomycota; Eurotiomycetes; Eurotiales; Aspergillaceae
Product: fungal specific transcription factor domain-containing protein
Exons: 2
Coding region: 1-876 (291 amino acids)
Biological process (GO): positive regulation of transcription by RNA polymerase II
Molecular function (GO): DNA-binding transcription factor activity, RNA polymerase II-specific; sequence-specific DNA binding
Source: RefSeq, a predicted model, not a curated record
AUGUUGCGGUCUGAUUUUGCCAAAAUCGAUUCAUCUCGAACGUGGAGAGAGCAUAUGCUUGAAGAAUUGGAAACAUGGAGAUCUCAGGUUGAACGACUGAGUCACAGGGCCACUCGAGGGUACUUGAGCGACAGAUGGGUCGGUAUGGCUUACAACUAUACAAUCGCAUUGCUACAUCAGCCCACUAAAGAAAACGUCUGUAAUGGCUUUGGUGACCGGUCGAUCCAAGCCUCUACUCAGCUUGCAUUGACUUUCCGAGCCUUUCAGAAGGAUCGACAAACAGCCCAGCUCUGGCCCGGGCUCUUGAGCCAGUUCACGGUUGGUGUCACGAUUCUCUAUUGCUUCUGGGCAACACCGCCUGGAUAUCGUACCCCAGCGUACCGAGCAGCCGAGGUCUCAGAGGCGCUGCGGGCUUGUUCGACUGCACUGGCCAUCCUUUCUGAGCGAUGGACGCAAGCUGAACCUCUGCGCGAUGUUUUUGAUAUUCUCGCAAAGGAGAUUCCGACACACGAGAAUCCCGAUAUGAGUUCUUCUUCGAAGCCUAUUACAUCCGACUCGGUCGCUUUGAUCAAAUCGCACAUGCAUGUGAUACAAGAGAUCUCCAGGAAUCGAGUGGUGCUUCGCAUGUUGCAGGAGAUAAUGACAGAUGACUUUCCAUCGAGUCCGCAAGACUAUUUGCAGCAAACAGACUCUCCAAGAGGCAAUCACCUGUGCUCCGAACAUUGUGCGAUGUUUCAUGGAACGACAUUUUUUGACUCGAUGAUGAAUCUGAGCUCUGACUCUCACAACGUAACUGGCGGUGAGCUGAACGACACGUAUGCUGCAUUUGAUGACAGUAUUAUAUUUCCUGCGUUGUUCGGCUCAGCCGAGUUCUAG